Mauremys reevesii (Reeves's turtle) is the source of this 2029-nucleotide messenger RNA. RefSeq names its product zinc finger and BTB domain containing 7B (gene ZBTB7B). The transcript is spliced from 3 exons. The coding region runs from base 154 to 1599 and encodes 481 amino acids. Gene Ontology annotation, biological process: regulation of transcription by RNA polymerase II; positive regulation of gene expression. NCBI's taxonomy places the organism in Eukaryota, Metazoa, Chordata, Testudines, Geoemydidae. Gene Ontology annotation, molecular function: protein binding; RNA polymerase II cis-regulatory region sequence-specific DNA binding; DNA-binding transcription factor activity, RNA polymerase II-specific. The record is from RefSeq and is a predicted model, not a curated record.
UGGGGUCCGCCGGGGGCGGGGCGGGACGGGACAGGUGAGCGAGGUGGGGAGAGCGCAGGGGCGGGCAGAGCGAGGGGCCCCAGGAGUCCGGCCCCCAGCGGAGCGCACCGACCCGCCUGCUGCACCUGAGCCGAGCGGAGAGCGGUGAGGAGGAUGGGGAGCCCCGAGGAUGACCUGAUCGGCAUCCCCUUCCCGGAGCACAGCAGCGAGCUGCUAAGCAGCCUGAACGAGCAGCGCCAGCUCGGGGUGCUGUGCGACGUCACCAUCCGGAGCCAGGGGCUGGAGUACCGCACCCACCGGGCCGUGCUGGCCGGCUGCAGCCGCUACUUCAAGAAGCUGUUUGCGGGGCCGGGGCCAGGCCCGGGACAGGAGGUCUGCGAGCUGGACUUCGUGGGGCCCGAGGCACUGGGCGCGCUGCUGGAGUUCGCGUACACGGCCACGCUCACCAUCAGCAGCGCCAACAUGGGCGAGGUGCUGCAGGCUGCCCAGCUGCUGGAGAUCCCCUGCGUCAUCGCCGCCUGCGUGGAGAUCCUGCAGGGCAGUGGGCGGGAGGCGCCCGGGCCCGAUGACGGGGACUGCGAGCGGGCACGCCGCUACCUCGAGGCCUUUGCCACCCUGCCGGACGUGGCCGGGGCCCCCCUGCUCCCUGCCCGCCCGGCCCCCCGCCGCAGCAAGAAGACCCGCAAGUUCCUGCAGGCUCGAUCCUCCCGGCUCAAUCACCACGCCGAAGAGCCGGGCCCCGGCAGCCCCUUGCCCGAGCCUCGGGAGCCGUCUCCCCUGCUGCCCCCGGUGCCCGAGGGCCUGGCCCAGCCCUACGAGGGCUACGAGGCGGCUGAGGAGGAGGAGGAGCUGCCCCCGCACCCCUACCCCUACCCGUAUCCCUACCCCUACCAGCCAGCCCUGUCCCCCGAGGACGCCGGCUCCGACGAGGACCCCAUUGACCCUGACCUCAUGGCCUACCUGAGCUCCCUGCAGCAGGAGCCCCUGGCCCCCGGCCUGGACAGCCCCGACAAGCUGGUGCGCAAGCGUCGCUCCCAGAUGCCCCAGGAAUGCCCCGUCUGCCACAAGAUCAUCCAUGGCGCAGGCAAGCUGCCCCGGCACAUGCGCACCCACACCGGCGAGAAGCCGUUCGCCUGUGAGGUGUGCGGCGUCCGCUUCACCCGGAACGACAAGCUGAAGAUCCACAUGAGGAAGCACACGGGCGAGCGGCCCUACUCCUGCCAGCACUGCAGCGCCCGCUUCCUGCACAGCUACGACCUGAAGAACCACAUGCACCUGCACACGGGCGCCCGGCCCUACGAGUGCUACCUCUGCCACAAGGCCUUCGCCAAGGACGACCACCUGCAGCGCCACCUCAAGGGCCAGAACUGCCUGGAGGUGCGGACGCGCCGGCGCCGCCGCGAAGAGCCGCCCCCGCCCCCCGCCGGCCCCCAGGGCCUCGACCUGUCCAACGGGCGCCUGGAGAGCCUGCGCCUCUCGCUGGCCCGCUUCUGGGACCCGCCCCGCGCCCCCCCGCCCAAUGAGGACGAGGAGGAGGAGGAGGGGGAGGCAGAGGAGGGGCCGCAGCUGGACGGGGCCGUCCCCGUGGAGACGGCGUAGGGCCCUGCCCCAGGCGGGCGGGCGGCUGGAGGCACUAUCCCCAGGGCGGCCGCUGCCCUGGUGGGGGGCUGCUGCAGGCACAGCCCCAGCAGCUCCCGCGCCGGGGUUGGGAGCGGGCUGAGCAUGCGCUGGGCGGGGCGGAGGCCCUGCGCCCCCUGGGGAUAGUGCAUCACAGCGCCCCCAGCUGGAGCACACGGACCCUGCCCUGGCGGGAGUGGGCACAAGAAGCAAUAAGGACUGUCUGGGGCUUUCGGGCAUGUGGGUCUUGUGGGGGGAGGCAGGCGGGGCUGCCUGGGGAGUAUGUCCCAGCUCUCCUGGAGCAGGGGCUCUGGGCUGGGCCUCGUCCCCUUCUUGUCUCUCACUGCUCUUCACAGAGCUGGCAGAGGACUGGGAAACAAGACUCCUGGGUUCUGGGAGAGGAGGGGGAUUG